AUGCUGACCAGGUUCCUGGGCCUGUGCUACCACUGGCUGGCCAGAAACUGGGUCCCCCCAGCGAGCACUAGAGGCGCCAUGGGCGCCGUGGGGCUGGUGUGGGCCACUGACUGGCGGCUGAUUCUGGACUGGGUGCCCUACGUCAACAGCAAGUUCAAGAGGGGUGACUAA
This is a messenger RNA of Dama dama (fallow deer), 171 nucleotides long. RefSeq names its product cytochrome b-c1 complex subunit 10-like. The coding region runs from base 1 to 171 and encodes 56 amino acids. Gene Ontology annotation, cellular component: mitochondrial inner membrane. Lineage: Eukaryota; Metazoa; Chordata; Mammalia; Artiodactyla; Cervidae. The record is from RefSeq and is a predicted model, not a curated record. The transcript has a single exon. Gene Ontology annotation, biological process: mitochondrial electron transport, ubiquinol to cytochrome c.